AUGGUUCGGAUCCGUCUAGGCUUUAUCGGCCUCACUGCCACUCCGACCAGCUGGGCGCCCCGCGCUCAUCUGCCAUACCUUGUAAGAUCGCCAUAUUACGAGAUCUAUGGUAUAUACAAUCGAACCAAAGAGACUGCGAAGGCUGCUAUUAAAGCACAUAAUCUCUCGCCAUCAAUUCGCAUUUUCUCGUCGCUCGAUGAGUUAACUGCCGACCCUAACGUCGACCUGGUGGUUGUCUGCACGCGCGUGGACACACAUUACCAGCUCGCAAGACCUGUCAUAGAAGCGGGCAAGAAUAUCUUCGUGGAAUGGCCAUUGGGAACUAAUCUCGAGCAAGCUCUUGAUCUUGUCAGUCUCGCUAAAGUCAAAGGGGUCGCAACCAUGAUUGGUCUGCAGGGUAGAAUGAGUCUCGCCAUCCGCAAAAUAAAAGAUCUGGUCGAGUCCGGCACCCUCGGGACCAUUUUCAGCGUCUCUAUAUGUGGUGUCGCCACAAAUUUAAACGUCAGUAUGCCAGAGAAGUAUGCCUACUUUGCAGACAAGCGAAGCGGCGGCAACAUUUUGACCAUCCGAUCGUUGCAUAUCUUGGACACCAUGUUCUACGUCCACGGUGAACCCACCCACAUUCAGUCGCAGGUGGACAAUCUUAUGCCAUAUAUACAGGUGCAGCACAGCGAUGGACGGAUUGAACAUCUAGAGAAAGAUACGCCGGACCAGAUUGCGAUUUCUGGUCGGCUAAAGGCUAGUUCAGCAGGCGAGCUAGAUCCUAGUUUCGUGUUCCACAUGCGUGCCGGAAGGCCGUUCAAGGAUCAACCGGAGCUGAUAUGGCAUGUUUACGGCGAGAAGGGUCAAUUGGAGAUUACCUGCGAGAGUGCAGGUCUCCAGAUGGGCUAUCCGCUCACAGUCAAGAAGUACGAUCAUGCCACCGAGUCGGUGGAACUCAUUGUCAAGAGUUCGCAGCUUGAUGAUGGCUUCUGGGCUGACCUUCCGAGACCGGCUAGGAAUGUAGGGAGGCUGUAUGAGGCAUACGCUUUGAGUCGGCCGUACGGGGACUGGGACCUGGCUCUCCAGCGUCACAAGUUGCUUGAUAACAUUCAAAGGACUGAAGUCAAGUAUAGAGACCGAGGUUCUCGGACUGCAUGA
Messenger RNA from Cladophialophora bantiana CBS 173.52, 1140 nucleotides. RefSeq lists its product as uncharacterized. The transcript has a single exon. The record is from RefSeq and is a predicted model, not a curated record. Bases 1 to 1140 code for a protein of 379 amino acids. Lineage: Eukaryota; Fungi; Ascomycota; Eurotiomycetes; Chaetothyriales; Herpotrichiellaceae. Gene Ontology annotation, molecular function: nucleotide binding.